Doryrhamphus excisus (bluestripe pipefish) is the source of this 638-nucleotide messenger RNA. RefSeq names its product phospholipase A2-like. Lineage: Eukaryota; Metazoa; Chordata; Actinopteri; Syngnathiformes; Syngnathidae. The record is from RefSeq and is a predicted model, not a curated record. Gene Ontology annotation, molecular function: calcium ion binding; phospholipid binding. Gene Ontology annotation, biological process: phospholipid metabolic process; arachidonate secretion; lipid catabolic process.
UUAGGUUUGAUGGCGGAGGCGGCACAAGAGAGCUCAACUCUAUAGGGUGCCAAAGAAAUGCAGCCCACCCUGUUUAACCAACACUACAUGGGCUUAGAUGGAAAAAACUCCAUGUUAGAGCAGAUGGUGUGUAGACGUGCAGACGUGCUGCACCUCAGUAGCAGUGUCUGACUCCAGCCAUGACUGCGUUUUACCGCACACUUUUCAUCUUAGCAGUGGUUGCGGCCAUUGAGGCUGCGUCUUCACUCCAGCGGACCAAAAGAGGCAUCCUGGAGCUGGGGGGGAUCAUCAAGUGCACCACGGAGAGGCCGUUUUUCUCUUACGCCUUUUACGGCUGCUACUGUGGAUUGGGAGGCCACGGGAAGCCGAAAGACAAGGCCGACAAGUGCUGUCAAAAGCAUGACUGCUGCUACGCAGAGGCCGAAAAAGAGGGCUGCGAACCCAAAAAGGACAGCUACAAGUGGAAGUGUGAAGACAAAAUGGCGUCUUGUGAUGGUUUGACAGACAAGUGUGAGAAGAUACUGUGCGAGUGUGACAGAAACCUCGGCGAAUGCCUGAAAGACGCUCCUUACAGGUGGUAUUACGCUCUGUGGCCGAAUUGGUUAUGCGGCUCUGCUAAAGAGUCAUGUGAUCCAUAG